Aphis gossypii (cotton aphid) is the source of this 7524-nucleotide messenger RNA. RefSeq lists its product as uncharacterized. The transcript has 24 exons. The coding region runs from base 540 to 5414 and encodes 1624 amino acids. NCBI's taxonomy places the organism in Eukaryota, Metazoa, Arthropoda, Insecta, Hemiptera, Aphididae. Gene Ontology annotation, cellular component: cytoplasm. Gene Ontology annotation, molecular function: protein binding; GTPase activator activity. Gene Ontology annotation, biological process: activation of GTPase activity; regulation of small GTPase mediated signal transduction. The record is from RefSeq and is a predicted model, not a curated record.
AUGCGCGUGCCGAAAGUGCUCUCUCCGGGAAAUGACGUCGUCCCGUCGUGUCCCGCCGUCGUGUGUUCCGCGUGCGUCCACCAAACACGGCCGGCUGUUGCUGCUGCUGCUGGUGGUGUGCUGGUGGUGUGCUGGUGCUGGUGCUGCUGCUGCCGGUGGUGGUGGUGCUAUCGCUGCUCGCUGUCUCGGUUGACGCGUUCGUCGUCGCUGUUGUCGUUGAAAACGAUAUUGUGUACGCCGUCCGAUCCGAAAGCCCCACUGCUGCUGUUGCACGUGUGUGAACGGGAAAAUUAUUUUAAGGUGGAGUCACCAACUUAUAGUUUGUCAUUAAACUGUAGGCCUAGGAUGUGGACAUUAUUUGAGAGAGCCAAUAUUAUAUUGAAACUAUAAUAAUAGUAUUAUACAGAGAGCAACGAAACAGAAUAUUUAGGUCGACGUCAGUCGCGACAGUGCAGACAUAGUCCAAAAUUUGUGAUGGUGAGAUAAAUCUGUAGAGUAGGACGCUGCCACAGUCACAAAUCGCCAAUAGAAAAUGAAUUAUGGCGUAUCCGAGGCUUCGUCAUUACAGGACGAUGACGGCCAUAUGUUUCGUGUGCAACCUGCCGAUCCUCAGCCACCAGGUGGGACUGGUGUGGCAGGGCGGCAACGGUUGGGACGACAUACUGCGCGAGCAGAUGGAGGAGACGACGAUCAAACAGCGGUUGGGUGGUCGACGGGACUCGGCCGCACAGAUCACCACCGAGUCGCCGCCAACGGAGACCGCGGAGACGUCGCCGCCGGUAAGCCGGCGACGAAGGCGCAGCUCGCUUGCCCAGCUCACCGACAUAUUGCGCGAGUGGAGCGGCACCAGCAUGGGUGGAGGUGGCGUUGGAGGUGGAGGUGGAGGUGGGGCGGGCGGCGGCGGAGGUGGAGGCGGAAGCGGAGGCGGCGGUGGCGGAGGUAAGUCGGGUGGUCGGCCAAAGGGCAUCACCAGACGUGAGACGCUGGCCGACAUCGCCAAGACGCUUCCGUUUGGUCGGUCCAACACGAUCACGUCAUCCCGGAAGCGGCGCGAGUCGUCCGUCGACUCAGGCGUCAAGUCGUUGUCCAGUAAGGGUGGCGGCCGCCGGGACUCGAAGACCGACUUCCGGGCCGACAUUGCCAAACUGCUCAACAACCGACGCGACUCCAUCAUAACGCCCAGUAGCGUCUCGCAGCAGCCCAGGCGCAGAGGAUCCGGAGACGUCGGCCAUUCAGACGGCGAUGGUGGACGUCGCGGGUCCAGGGACGACGGCCGUGCGUUCCGACAGCACCGCACGUGCCACAAGCGCAGAGACUCGCAGGCGAUCGUCGCGCCGGGCCAGUCCACGUCGUCCAACGGGUCGACGGGCGGCGGCGGCGGAGACGGUCACGCGAAGACGGUGGACGACCAGACCAUGACGCCGCCGACCAUGGUCAUCAGCAGCGUGACGCCGCCGCCCACAUCGCCACGCGCCCCUCUGUCGCCCACUCACCAACACGCACCGUCGUCCGUCUCCAACGCCGCCGCCGCCGCCUCCACUGCCAACGCCUCCGUGUCGAGCGGUUACACGUGCUCGGCGGUUCCGACUCAGCACAGCGUGUCGUGCGGUUACACGCCGCCGGUGUCGGUGCCCAGUUCGCCGGUGUCCGCGGUUCCGCCGACGCAGUUGUGCGCGGGCAACGUGACGCACGCGCCGUUGGUGUCCCGCAGAGACUCCACCACGCAAGUGUACUCUUCAAGGGCUCGCCGGAAUUCCAAGCCUCACGUGUCGCCCGAACGAAGGCACAGCAAGGACGGCAUAUCGGUCGGCAACAAGCUGCCCAGGUUGCAGCGGCAAUCGACGGCCAUCGACGAGACUUGUAUGCCGUCGAGCUUGCAUUGCGGUCGUCGGAGCUCGCAACCGACGCUGUCCGCGGACCAAGACUAUUCGGACCGGAAGACCAGGCGCGACUCGCUCUCACCUGACUCCGCGCACUACGCUCGACGCCGAGACUCUAGAGUCAGCGGUGGUCUAUCACCGGACAGACAAGGCAGGGACGUAUCUCCUGGAAGGCAGAGACGCCGUAGAAACUACCGACGCCAGAGUACCACGAUGGGUGGUUAUAACGUUCGCAGCUGCCAGUCAUCCAGGUCACCGGAUUCGUCGUCAUCCUGCUCUUCUCGAGAACCCUCGCCGGCCGGCAGGGCCGUGGCGCCUGCGACUUCUCAGCGAACGCCGAUUAUCCGGAGACAAUCCACUACCGAAGAGAUAUUGAUUGCCAGGGGCUUCCGGCGACAAUCCACUACCGAAGAAAUGAUUCGAUGCAGGAAUUUCCGACGACUAUCGUCUCAGUCAGAUGAAUGUUACCGUACGAGAGGCCGAAGAGAUUCAAGUACGCAAAUCAUAGAUGGAACUUUGGCCACUAUGGCUGUGGAGACAAGCAGUACUUUGUUCGAUUCUAGUACACAAACAGAGACUUCUUUGUUGUAUGACAACAAGCACUACCACGAAGAAUGUUUGCGUUGCAACUCGUGUGGAAUGAACCUUACCGGCCCGAACCAGAAACGGGCCAGGAGGUUCAAGAAUCACAUACUGUGUGAUUUACACUUCGCCGACGUGGCUUUGAUGGAGUGCUCAGAUUUCAUGCAACAACUUCGCAGUUUCAAGCCACAAUCGUUAGGUUGUGCUGUGGCCAGGAGAAAAAGCUCUACGACGCUAAUAUUCCCGUUGCCACCGCAGGCGUGUGGAGAUGAUAUUUGUGAGGAAUGGCCUCAUAACUUCCAACCAGCUCCUGGAUAUUGGAUAGAAUGUUCUCGUCAAAAAAUCACUAGUGAAGCAGGAUAUGUUGAAGAAUCUGGAUCUGAUGAGCGUGAGUUAAAUAAUGGCUCAAAUUCAGACGGAGCAGAUGGUGCCCAAGAAUAUUUUGGAAAUAGAUAUGGACGGCCUCGGGGUUCGGAUAGUCUACUACUAGAAGAUGACGAAUAUUAUCCGUAUGAUGAUGAUUACAUCAUGCCACCAUCCAGACCAAAAACUUCAAUUGAAGAACAGUGGGAGAAAAAUCGGUGUUUUGAAUUGACUUCUGUAGAACAAGAAACAUUUGAGAGGUACUUUUAUCAAAAGGAACAUUGGAAUUACUUCACAAAUGAUGAAGAUUUAGGCCCAAUCAUCCUAAGUCUUAAACAAGAAACCAUUAAUGGUCGAGACCAAUUUAGGAUAUUGGUCAGAGCAAUCAGCUACACAGUUCAUGGCUUAAUACCAGCGUCUUGUGUAUUUGCCGAUCGCUAUAAUCGUGAGGAAGUGGUCAGGUCUCUAGGUAAAGAGAUAAAUUUAAAUCCACCUUUAGUACUGGGCCAAUUACCUGAUACGGCCGAUGAACUACUAAAACUAGACCAAGUGUUCAUGAAAUCUGAACUCAAAGUUGGAGUAAUAUACGUCAAAGAAGGCCAAACUACUGAAGAAGAUAUAUUGGACAACAAUGAAAAUAGCUUAGCAUUUGAAGAAUUUCUUGGACUUUUAGGAGAGACCAAAAGACUUUGUGGGUUCGAUAAGUAUCGAGGAGGAUUAGAUACAGUACACGAUUUGACUGGAACACAUUCUGUUUAUACAAAUUGGAGAAAUAUUGAAAUAAUGUUUCACGUUUCAACUAUGUUACCUUAUGAAGCACACGAUGCACAAAAACUGCAAAGAAAAAGACAUAUUGGUAAUGAUAUUGUGUGCGUUGUAUUUCUUGAAGCUGAUGAUACUCGAUUUUCACCAGCCUGUAUAAAAUCACAUUUUCUUCAUACUUUUAUAUUGGUCAGAGUAAGUCCGAGAAUUCGAAGAAAAACAGAAAGAACUAAAUACGAAGUAUCUGUUGUAACUAGAGAUGAAGUCGGGGCUUAUAAGCCAUAUCUUUGGGAACAAUCAGUUUUUGAAGAAAAGGAUAUGUUUCGUGAAUGGAUCUUAACAAAGAUCGUAAAUGGCGAACGGGCAAGUUAUUCAGCACCAAAAUUUGCUAGAAUGCAAGAACGUACUCGUAGCCAAAUGCUUGAGGAUAUUGUUGCAAACUUACAAAAUCAUUGUGAGACUGGUCAAAUACCUAAACCAUAUAGGAGAGGUUCCUGGAGACCAAUAGGGCACAUGAGGCCAUCCAGUCCAUUACUUGAUUCGGUUAGGGAUCGGUUUGAAGACUACGAUACUCUUGCUAAAGAUUUUACGAAAUUCUUUAUAAACUCCGAAUCAAAUGUCUCCAUAAACGGUCAUUUGUUUGAUGUAGUAUUUUUAGUAGGCCAAAGUAAGCAAAAGACGAAGUUUAUCGGUGUACGAGCCAUUUUGGGUGUCAGAAGUCGAGUAUUCCAAGAAAUGUUAUAUGGCAUUUCCACCGGUUUUGGAUCCCCUCAAAUGCCGGUUGCUGAACUAUUAGCCCGAGGUCUUCCUAGUUUACCCUCUCAACAACACCAAAAAGCAAAAAGUAGUAACUUUUUACAAGUUCCAGAUAUAGAAACACCAAGGGCCAAAAGUGUUCCUAGCUCUCCGAUGAUGCGGAGAGCUAUUUCCAGAAUAGGAACGAUUACUGCUGGAUGGAGUAAGUCAAUAAGAAAACAACAAAAUCUGUCAGCUGAUGAUAAAAAGAAAUGGGCUUCUUCUCAAGAUUUUAGCCAUAAAGAAAAAGAAAAAGACAAAGAAAAAGAGAAAGAAAGAUUAGCUCAGUUGUCCGUGCCUAAAGUAAGUGUCUGUCCAAAUAAUGGAGGGGACAAGAUUGAUCGAGCGAAACUCAAUCAAAUCGAGUUUUCAAUCAUUGAAUUUGAUCCGGACACAUUUCGAAUAUUACUGGAUUACUUACAUACGAGCUCCUGUAAAAUCACUUGUGCAAAUGUCCCCGGGCUAAUAUGUGCAGCUGAACACUAUGACUUGCCAGAACUAUUGCAGGCAUGUUUCCAUCAUACAAAACAGCAUUUAAGAGUAGAUGUGAUAUGCCUAAUGUUAAACAGUUUGGAAAAUUACGUAUGGAGAUAUAAUUCAGCAGUGGAGUUAGUUAAUUUGAUAUUUACUUAUAUCGAACAAAACGCAUUAAGGGUUUUGAAUCACUGUGAUUUCCUUACGCUUUCCGAGUCACUGGUACAGCAGAUAAUGUGUAGGCCACUCGAAGUGUCCGAAAUUCGAAAGUUCCAGGCAAUGAUAAAAUGGGCAACCAAUAAGAGCCAGACAAAAACCAAUGCCAAAGAAGAAUUUCACCAUAUCAUGACAAGGCUGAAAAAAGAUAUUAAUCUGGUUAAAAUUGCACCCAACGAUCUCAUAAACAUCGUGUUACCUACGCGAACUGUCGAUAAUCAAGACAUUCUGAGCACCCUGUGCAAGCAAGCUGGUACCGGGGAGUACAAAAUCGAAAAGACUGUAUUCGAGAGGCUCAGCAGACAUAGGUCUGAUUGGGACCACGUCGAGCCUUAUCUAUAAAAUAAAAAAUCAUUUUGAAAAGAAGACCACUAAUAAUAAUAUUAAAAUUUAGUUUUUACAAAGAAAUGUAUGUUUUGUGAUUAGUUUAAGAUUUAUUAUACAAACAUGAUGUUUUGUUAUCAUAUCGCUGAGAGAUUUUUAUCUUUCACAUAAUAAUUGCUAUAAAUAAUAAUUAAAUAAUAAUAAAUAAAUGCAUACAUAAAUUACUAAUUAAUUAUAUUAUAAAUUAAAAUUAUUAAUAAUAAUUUAAGAAACAAUCAAGUUUUCAACUGUUUAUUUUCGAGUUUAUAACUUAUGUGUAUAUUUUAAAUUGCAUGGUAUCUAUGUUGUAUGAUUUUCGUAAAACAAUAUGAUAAUAUUAUAUAAUAUUAUAACAAUUAUAAUAAUAAAAAUAAUCUAAACCAUAUAAACGUAUAAUUAGAGUGUGAAGUGUUAACGUUCAUAUUAUAUAUGUGUAAAUAAUUUGUUUAUGGUAACUAUAAUACGUAUACCCAAUAACUCAGUGUGUGCUUUUCGGGCAGUUUUAAUUUAACUUCUAACUUAUUAUACUCGAAAUAUAGAUCAGGUAAACUAAUAUUUAUAAUUGAAACUAUUGAUCAGCAUUAUAACAUUUAAAUUUAAGUCAGUCGACGUUUUACUCGCCAAAACUCUCAGUUACGACAAUAUGAUAUGCAUAUUUUUACAAUACUCUAAAAUCUCAUCGGUUAUAAUACGACGUUUUAUUAAUCUCAUAAGCCUUUAGACUUGUGUGCCGAAUUAAUUUCCACAAUAGCGUGUUCACAACUGAUUAUUUGAAAAAUGUCUACUGGCCGAAAAUUCGAUUUAAAAUAAUAGUACUUAAUGCCUUUUUUACGUGUGAAAUCAUUCUAUAAAAAAAAAAAUGUCCUCUGUAGAUAUGAUUUAAUGCCAAAUUCGAUUUUUUUUUUUUUUUUUGUAAAAGAUAAACUUUCUUAAUGGAUACUCUCAAUAAAUAUAAUAUAUAUCAUUAUGGUAUCUUCUCACUUCAAUAACAGAUCUUACUGUAAACAAAUGAAGUAAAAUUAUCACCAGUUGUCGUCUCACACCACAUUUAACAUUGUACCACACACCUGAUACAUUUGACGCAUUAUAACUCAAUAACUCUUAAACAAAUAAAACAAUAGAUAGAAUACUUAACCCAAAGUUAUUAUUAUUCAUUUUUAAGCAAUAUUACAUUAUCAUUUAAGUUGUCUCUAUGCAAAACAUUAAAAGUUAAAAUAAUCAUAAUUUGUAUUAAAAUCAAAUAACGUUUGUGAAAAUAAAAAAUUGUGCUACGUACCUGAUUAAACUUAUGAUUUCCAUUAAAAGUAUUAAGUAUAUAAAUAAUAAAAAUAAUUAAAUAAUUAUUGCUUCCAUAAAACGAUCAAAAUUAUGAGUUUCGAAAAAAUGUAUCAAAAUAUUCAGCAAAUUAAAUUUAAUAAUUUCCAAUGUUUGUGUUUUGAUCUAUUUUGUUUUAUAAAGAAGUGCUUAUAUUAUCAUUAUCAUUAUUAUUAUUAUUAUUAUUAUUAUUAUUUUUUUUUUUAAUAAAUGUUUAGAAAUUUGACUUAGAUGACAUUUUAUGAUUUUAUUUUUUUUCAUAUUUAAAUGGAAUAUGGUGUUAAGUUUUAAAAAUUUUAAUCAAGCGCAUUGUUGUCGCACACUUGUUUUUUACUGUGAUUGUAUCAGAAUUCAGGGACAUAAAAUAUUAUACUGUAUAAAAAAUAAUUAAUAAAUAACAACGCCAAGACAGAAUGAAAAAAAUUACUCGAAAUAGAUAAUGUAAUAAUGUUGGUGUUGUUUUCGGUGUUUGUAAACUUUUACAUUGUGUAACAAAUUAUAAUAUAUGUAUAUUAUAAAAUGUAUAAUAUAUAUAUAUAUAUAUAAAUAGUAUAUACGUAUAAUAUAUAUUUUUAGAAUAGUUACAUUGUUAUAAUAAUGUUUUUAAUGUCAACCCUUCGCGUGAUGAAUUUCAUAUAAACAAAAUGUUCACCAAAAAUGUGUGAUGCCUGCCUAUUGUUGGAGCAUAUUAAGGUUAUUAUAUUAUUGUAAAAUGUAUGUAUGUUUUUUUUUUGUUUUGACGGACGUGAAAAUAAAUAAAACGUUCUAUACAAUA